AUGGACGGGGACCUGGAAAUCUCCAUCGACAAGCUCCCAAUCAAACGAGUUGAAUUCAUCGAAGAAAACGGCGCCGAACGAUUUCCGCCAGAUGUAGGGCAUGAUGAGAAGAAAGUAGAGUUGAUAAGGAAAAUAGACUUCGCCUGGGCGGUGGAGAGAGAGGAGGACAAGCAGCAGGAGCCGGCGAGCAAGAAGAAGAAGGUCAGUGACGCUGCUAAGGAGAAGGAGACAUCCUCAACUGGUGCCAAUCAGCCAUGGCAGUGGCAGAGUUUGGUCGAGAAUUUGCAAUUAGCUCACCAGGAGCUCUCCGUCAUUAUCGAUCUUAUCAAUACUGUCGAGGCAAACGAUGCGGUAACUGUGGCUAGCAUGACCAAGCCGAAGCAGCUGCCUAAUGAGCAUUUGUCCGACCUUGCUGUAUCUACAGCAACUAAGCUACAAUGCUUUCAGCAUUUGGGGAAAUAUUUGAAGCAAUCUUCUAAAGCAUUGCAAAAGCAGGUGACAAGAGAAGCCAGGUUUUAUGGUGCUCUCAUUAGAUUACAGCAAAAUUGGAAAGUUAAACGGCAUCGCUUAGUGGCUGGUGCCUCUGCGAAUGAAGGAUUCUACCUGGAUUUGGUUGAUAAUUCCUUAAAUGAUCCAGCAGCAGUAUUUCGCCCAUCCUCUCUGUCCACUGUGCGAGUGGAACGUGAUUCAGCUGGAAUGCUAGCUGUAAACUUGCCUCCAAAUUCGCGCCGUUCUCUUGUCUUCAAGUUUCUCGGGCCACAUUCAUUUUAUAAUGCUACCAACACCAGUAGAUCAAAAGAACAAGCUAUCUCAGAAGAAAAUGUUAGUGAUGACGCUUCUGUGAGGAAAACACACAAACUAAUACGUGAAGUUCAUUUAGCCAUUUUCUCAGAGCAGGUAUUUGAUUUAGUGAAUCGUGAGGCAUUUAACUCAUCGAGAAAUGUCAAUGUAACUGGAAUACAAGAAAAUUUUUUAAGGCUGAACAUAGGUCAAGAGGCAUCUGUGUCCAUUUCACUUGUACAAUCUUCUGAUGGUAUUCAAACGGGAAGCAAUGCGAGCACCAAGAAUCUGGAAACUGAAAGUUUACCAAUGGAAUUAUCGGAUGAGGAAGAGCAAAAGCCUAAGAAAUCCGCCCAUUCCAUUCAGACAAACUUCGCUAUCUAUUUGGAACAUUUGUUCCAUGAACAUGUGCUUGUCAAAGCCAAGAAUAGAGCUGCAUCUUUUGGUAGGAUUAAUGUUCAUGUUCAACCAGGGAAGGACAACAUGAAUCUUCUAGGGCAUUUUAACCUGUCUCUAGCUCAUAGGAUUUUUUCGGCCAAAGUUCUUACUGCUUUGGAAACUCUGGUGGAUGGGAUUCCAUAUGUCCGUUUGAUUUCACAUCCUAGUUGGCAUUCUCGGACAUCAUCUUGGACUAUUUGCGUCGAGAUUCCUCAGUCUACCUUACUUGCCGGAAGCCAAACUCAUAUUUCUGCUCUGACUCACAUGAAGACUUCUAAGUCUCAGUUAUCGACUAAGGUGUUGGUUAUAGAUGAUUGUAUUAGUGUGGAAGGGGAAGGCGCUCCUAAUGUCAUUGGUUUGUUCAAAGGAAAAUCCGAAACUAUUUCUCCUAUGAACAGAUACAAAUGUGACUUGACAGACCUUCCUGUCAUCCUUUUACAGCAGAUUGCUAGCCAGAUCAUUAGGUGGCUUCAUGAUGAAGCCCGCUCAUUGGGAAUAAAAGCAAGCCGGGACUUUUUAUCUUUAUCAUUUGAACUGGAGCAAGGUGAAAUAUUGAGCGUGGUGGCGCAUGUUGACCCCGAAGAUGCUCAAGGGUGUGUUUCUUGGUGGCUAGUCAUGGAGGAUGGUUUUGCAGAAGAGAACAAAUUUCAAAUGGACAUGACCAAUAGUGAAUCUGCAACGAGGAAGUUUUUGGGCUACUUACCUUUGGAUGCGCUACACGCUACACUAUUUGAUCUGGUUGACCUUUGCGCCGGUGGCGGGGCUCGCUGA
Messenger RNA from Oldenlandia corymbosa var. corymbosa, 1989 nucleotides. Lineage: Eukaryota; Viridiplantae; Streptophyta; Magnoliopsida; Gentianales; Rubiaceae. The record is from the annotation of a GenBank genome assembly.